AUGACUCCAGGAUAUCCGGAACUUGUGACCAAGAUAUUGGCAAGGACUUUCCGAAUACCACGGGUGGCCAUAUUCAGCCUGGCGCAAGUUGUGCCCCUGGCUAUAACAAAAGAUUUGGCCGAGAAAUCGAGAUUCGAAGACGCCUUUGGCCAGAAUGAUUUUGUUAUUAUUCAAGUGUCAAGUAAAGAGUCAGAGCAUCGGGUUACUACCGAACCAGGUUUGAAUAACAUUCGACUUCCUGGGCGUGCACCCUAUUGA
Messenger RNA from Protopolystoma xenopodis, 258 nucleotides. NCBI's taxonomy places the organism in Eukaryota, Metazoa, Platyhelminthes, Monogenea, Polystomatidea, Polystomatidae. The record is from the annotation of a GenBank genome assembly.